ACCGUAUAUUCAUUAUACAUCGACUGUAUAAAGUGCUACACAGCUACACCACAGAGUAGAUGACUACUCUCAGUACAAAGAGCGAAAAAUUGCAUCAGUCAGACAGUAGCAUAAACAACUAUUAAACAGAAGCGGUCUUUGUAUCAUUGUAUGGCGUUAUAUUAAAUACGAGAAAAUAUAACCGACAAAAUAACUUGUUGAUCUCUUGACUCGUCAGAGCUCCUUAUUCAAAAGAGAAAGAUGAGGAAAUAGCUGUACAUCGCAACCAUGUUCAAUGCAGUAUUCAAUGCAAUGAGAACUGUACUAGAUCUUAUCAAAACUGCUAUAAACACUGCUAUAUAACUGUGAAUCUAUUGACAUCUAAAAGUGACAUUAUUGAAUACCUGCAAAAAGCUAAAAAUGACUCAUGAAAAGCAACUUGAUCUUGGGAAUAUAAAGUCAAAGAUCAAUGUCUGUCACAAUUAGGUUAAAAUGCGGAAGUGGAUGCGGAAUGGAGCAGAUCCACAGAGCAGAUGCAGAACGGAUAUGGGGAUAAAAUGCGGGCGCUGAAAGAAUGAUGGGAAUAAUCAUAGUUUUAAAUAAGUUUAGUAUAUCAGUAGCCUCAUGGGGAUACUUUCAGUGACAGCUCCCAAUGCCAAAUUAAUGUAGUUUUAGAAUAUACAAAAUUUGGUUGUUCGUGAAACAAUUUAAAUGUUGAGUUGUCGCAUGUAGCAUCACAAUAAAUAAAUUGUAUCAGUUCCACAAACGCAUUAAAAACAAUAGAUGAUGAGAUGAAAUGCCUAUGCUAACUGUUUAACUUUUAUUUCGUAGUGUAAUCCAUCAGCUUUACCAAACAACAAGUCGUCAUGUCAUGCCCAAAUAAGAGCUCUUGCAAUUCAACAUUAAUAAAAGAGUUACGAAGGGCGUGACAAAGAAUUGGUUAUCUCGUAAAAACGUUUUUGAGUAACGUGCCUGCUGUAGCCUAUGCCUACUCUUAUUAUUCCAGGUUGUUGGCGACCCCAUACAGUUCUUGCCGUGUUUUUUCAAUUUGAAACUUUACACUAUCCUUGGAUCCCUAGUUGUUUUUUUAGACAUUUUAGAAUGCAUUUGAGGAAUUUUUUAUUGUUUUGAAAAUACAUGUAUCACCUAUUUUGAAAAUUAUUUGAAACCAUGGUUGUAUUUGUUAUUAAAAAAGUAAGGAAAAAGUGCUAUACCGUUUUUGUAUUUGCUACUUUUCUUUGAGAAAAAGACACAAUAUAAGCUAGAAAAUGUUGUUAAUUUUAGAUAAUAACUGCAUUAAUAUGGCUCAGCUAUAUCGAAAUCCUAAUAUUAAUCAUGGAAUGAACGGCAUAUGUGCUAAAUGUAUAUAUACAUUAAAAAUGUAUGAAAUACUAUCAAAAUGAAGAGAAAAGUGAGAUGAAUAUACUGGUAUAUGGCCGAAAAGAGAAAACCAACGAUACCAAAGUUUAAUCAAACACACUGCAUUUUUAAUUAUAGCUUGAUAAUUUUGAGUGAUUUGUCAACAAACAAUUUCGCUUGACUUUCAAAGGCUAGAUCAUAAAUCGCUAGAAUACUGUUGUUUAGUAAUACUUUUGACAUCCGUAAGUACAAUUUCUUACGCUGAAUUGAACGGUGGUAUUUUUGUCCUUAUUGGGCGCAUAUAACCAGAGAUAAGACAGAGUCCAAGAUUACAUCUGUGAUUACAUGCACAAGUAAAGUUGUACAUUACAUAUCCUACAGUACAUUCUCCUGUCGGCCGCUAGUUGGUCUGCAGUAUGUUAGGAUCGAAACUGCGUUUUAAAGCCUUCAAAAUAGACUGUUUUGGGCUCAAAAUACUAUCAAAAUGAAGCGAAAAGUAAGACGAAUCCUUUGGUGUACGGCAGAAAACGAGCAAACCAACAAUACCGAAGUUAUGAAGGAUCAAACGUACUGCAUUUUUAAUUAUAGUUUAAUAAUUUGACAUCCGUAAGUACAUUUGACAUACGUAAGUACAUUUGACAUAUGUAAGUACAUUUGACAUCCGUAAGUACAUUUGACAUCAGUAAGUACAAUUUCUUACACUGAAUCGAACGGUGAUAUUUUAUUAUGAGCGGCUUGUCUUUCAAAACCCAUGAAUCGCUGGAAAACAAAUUAAAUUAAUCAAUUUUGAAAUCAAUUUCCCAUCCAUAAAUACAACGUUUUAAGGCUAGUUUCCACUCAGGAAAAUUAUCCGUGGAUUGAAACAGACAAGAAAAUUUUUCUUUGUGUUAAAGUCAUUAGUUCCAACUCAGAGCUCACAAGACAAAGAAAAGUGUGAAUUAGUGGAAAUUAGCCUUUACGCUACUUCGAACAGUAGUAUUUUUGUCCAUGUUUGGCACAUAAAACCAGAGAUAAAGCCCAGCAAGCAGUCUGUCCUGAGAGUCCAAGAUUAAUUAAUUUUCCAGCAAAAAUGAAUAAAUUUCAAGCAUGUGCUAGGAAUUUUUACUAGGCGAUUAAGGAAACAUAUUGAUGCGAAUGGACAAACUCACAUGCAGAAUAUAAUGCGGUGCCAAACUUGGGGACCGCAAUUUCAGUAAGUGAGUAAGGUCAUUAUAAGGUGUGUCAAAUUGAUAGUGACGAAGUAUAGCCAGAGACUGAAUUUGGAGACUGAAUUUGUUGAAACGGCUGUAGCUAAAUAAAAAUUGUCCAUCGUCCAAUAAAACCUGGACGAUGGACGUCCAUCGUCCAGUCCAUUGUCCAGGUUUUAGCACAUGCCGGAAUGAACAGCCUACCUGCUUUCAUGGUAUGGCAAGAGCUAUUGCAAUUUCAAAGUAUCUCUCAUCUAUGCAUUCAGGUUUAUAAUAAUAGUGGGUGCAGGAUUUAAUCCCUCUCUUCUGAAUAUGAGAAACUUAACAAUAACAUCAGGCAAGUGAACUACGUAUUGAAGAAAAGCAGCAAUUCUAAUGAUUGGAAAUUUAUAUCUAACCAACAAAGGUUUGAUUUGGCCGUACACUGUCAUUGAAGCUUUUUUUCAAUUCUGAAUUCACAUUCCCAAAAUUUACCAGUUUGCUUAAAAAUGCCUUUUGUCUGUUAUUACAGGUCUAUUAUACAUGCACAUCCACUUGCCAAGAGCCUGAAUCGUCUUCUGGAGGAAGGAAAAAUACCACAGGAUUGCAUAUUUUACAAGUUCUUAGAAAACACCACUGCAUUUGCUCUCAUUGACCCCAACUCGUCAUCAGAUUUCAAAUGGGACGAAGAUUUAUGCGAAUUUUAUGAUACUAUAAAGUAUCUUGGUGGACAACGGACACGUAACUUCAUACGCGGUCCAGGGUUCAUUGGGACAGGAAAGGGUGGCAUCAAAAGGUUUGACACGUUCGCUGAUUUCAAUCUUGGUGGGCCAUCAUCUAAUACAUCUAAGCGUUCUCAAGCAGGGUACACAACAAGAAGUGGCAUCAUUAAACCACAUCUCCAGUCUUUCUUAAAGAUUUGAAAAGAUCCAAGUUCUAAAGCCGAAUGCAUCAUUGAUAAUGCAUUAGUUCAAGUGAUUCCCGCAGCAGCUGCAAUGGACGGGACUGCCCUUAACCCGGGACUUGAAUUUGACACCAGACGAAAGUGUGUCGUUGGUAUGUUGGAAGACGUUUCUCUAGAGUAUGUUAAAGCCCAUCCUGUUCCGAAUGGAAAUUAAGUGAAGGAUAAUCUUGUGACAAGCACAAAUGUACUGCAUGUGAGUGCAAUGGACAACGGAGCAUCUAUGCCGGUUGGUGUCUAUUAUCUUCCAAAAUGUGUUUCUGGUGAGCAGAUUUUCAACAUAAUCCAAGAAGCAGUCGAAGCCAUUCAAAUCUGUGAAAGGUGCCUUGCCAGACAACGAUCUACGCAACACAUAAUUUCCCAUAGAGAUUCAAACUGUUCUAGUAUCUGUGAACAUUGUUUGGAAAACUCAGAAGUCUGUGCCGACUGUGCUGUUCAAAGACAAGUUAGUCAUAUCCCAUCUCUCCGGGCAUGUUCUAAUUGUAUCGCUGAUGGAGCAAAGUGUACUCGAACAGUUGUCUUAGUUGUGGUAUCCGACUGUGAGAGCUGCAACAAGAAAGCCCUAAUUCGACUGAACAAGAUGCGAAAAGAGGGUUCUCUUCCACCUGCAUUGUCACUCCUAGUCAUCCUUCCAGACGUUGUACACGUUGGAAAAAGCAUUAAGUGUAGCUGGGCGAAUUGGUAUAUUUUACUAAAUGAGCAGAGAAGCAACUUGGUCCUCCUUCGAACUUUACGUGAUUGCAAGAAGUCUGAGGUUGGAAAGAAAUUGAGAAAGCUUCUUACACUGGAAUCUGUCCGGAAUAAGGACAGGAUGGAUGUUAGUUGUAUUGUAUUGCUUACACGGUCUGAUGUAAUCGAAGCUAUCGAAGAUGUUCAGUUUGUAGUCCACACAUUGGCACCGGAGAAGUACCGCUUUUGGAAGAGUAACAUGCCCAGAAUGUAUCCACAUCCAGUUGCCAUUACAGUUGGUCCCUUUGGGAAGCUUCUGGUAUUAGACUAUGACCCGGAAAAGAAAUUGUCCAAGUUGCUGCUCCUACGACUACACAACCCUGUCGAUGUCACAGUGCUUGUAUCAAACCUUGUUGAGGGGAGAAGCGUCAGUUUCUCUGAAGGAGUAGCAUAUAUUGCAGAAAGAGGUGCUCAAAGAGUGAGAUUUGUUGAUAUGGAAAAUGUUGUAGUCCUCAAAGUCAGUGCAUUGCGAUCUAAGGCGCAGAUGGUGGAACAUCUCAAAAAACGUUCCCUUCCGAUAGUUGGGACACUUCCAGAGUUGAGGAAGAGGCUGGAAUUACAUUUGAAGAAUAUAUCCAAACAUCUUAAGAUGAAAUGUGUUGUCAACUUGGAGACCAAGCUACACAAACCUUCAGCACUUUGCUUUGCAACACCUGGUAUCCUUGUUUGUGCCGAUGAUGGCUCUAAAAACAUACUCCAGAUAGAAUUAUCUCGAGAUGGUAUUACAGUGAAUGGAAAAGUAUUUCAAGAAACACAGUAUCCACCUGCCGUCAUUGCCAUCAGGGCACUCACACAUAUUAAUGGUAAUGUGUACUUCGCUGGCAGCAUAGAUAAGGCUAUCGACCCUGACGGUGACGCUGAUGGAGGAAUAUUCAAACUCGACCUUGUCAGUCUCUGUGUCACGAAAGUAAUAGAGGUACAUUCCUCUUGUGGAAUAUCAGCAUAUGGCAACAACCUAAUUUUCAACGACCAGAACCAGGUUAAGAUGUUUAAUCCUGUGGACGGAGUCGAGUCAGUAGUGGCUGGUUCAGGACGGUGUGGAAACGAAGAUGGACCCGCAGACUACGCAUCAUUUACGCAACUACAGGGAAUCUGCUCCGAGAGUAACACAAUGUAUAUUACUGAUUCCGCUACAGGCUGUAUCAAGAUGAUCACAAGGCUGUCAGGGACUGCUGAGUUUUUGAAACAACUUGGUAGGUUGUACGAUUCAUUUGAAAUCCAUGCUCGGGUCGCUAGUGCCAGACAAUCUACCACUAUUAGUAUCUCCGAUGCUACUUCUAGCGUUGCCGAAGUGGCUGCUUUCAUGGAAGAAUCAGUAAAAAAGGUCAAAGUCAAUCAUGAUCUUGCAAACAAAUCAACCAACGGACCUGAAGGAACCAUAUCCAAUCAGACUCAGGAAACGAUAAAGUUGCUCGUGGAAGGAAUGGAAGCUUUAAACAGAAUCUUUAAAGACUUUCCAAACUAUGAACUAGAUAUAUCAACACUUCUCUCCACUGUGGUGGAGAAUCUUCAUGCCGUAUCACAUUUCAAAAGUGAUACAUUCAGCUACCUGAAAUACGCCAUGGACUUCGGGUCUAUUGUUAAAGAAUCAUUGAAAAGAACCACCAAUUGGUCUGCAAAGUACUUCACCCAUCCACGCUCUUACUACCCUGUUCCAGUCAACCACAUGAAGUUGUCUGAUGCUGUUUACAUGACACCUUUGCCUUCGAUAACGAUGUCUCAUGAAGACCAACAGCUUAUGAGAGAUUGGUUGGAACCGUAUCGACCUGUGCGCCAACGCACAGUAAGAAGCGAAACUACAAAAGAUAAAGCCGGUGCUCUUCCACCUAACGUGUAUGUGAACGCAUCCACUGCAUUUCAAACAGUUGAUUUUGAUACUGACGCUGAUUGUGGAAUGUCGGUAGAGGCUGACCUCGCAGACAUCAGAAGUGGAUUGCAGGAAACAGAAUCAACGCAAGCUAAUGAACAAUGCGAGGAAGUUAACCCCGAAGAUCGGCCUACAAGAGAUACUACAGCUAUACCCCCAACAACCUCAACACAAGUGGCCCAAAUGCCGGGGGAAGAUGGUCAAGUGGACGAAUACGAAACAGAUAGCGAUUGUGACCAAACAGAAGUCAAUGGGGCGGGUCUUGAUUCAGAUGAACUUGCACUUAUUCGUGUUCAGUCAAGAAGAACCUCUCGAUCAGGACGAACACUACGAGCAGCA
Molecule: messenger RNA, 6400 nt
Organism: Paramuricea clavata
Lineage: Eukaryota; Metazoa; Cnidaria; Anthozoa; Malacalcyonacea; Plexauridae
Source: the annotation of a GenBank genome assembly